Molecule: messenger RNA, 1446 nt
Organism: Pyricularia grisea
Lineage: Eukaryota; Fungi; Ascomycota; Sordariomycetes; Magnaporthales; Pyriculariaceae
Exons: 2
Coding region: 1-1446 (481 amino acids)
Biological process (GO): transmembrane transport; monoatomic cation transport
Cellular component (GO): membrane
Molecular function (GO): monoatomic cation transmembrane transporter activity
Source: RefSeq, a predicted model, not a curated record
AUGGUUGGGAAACGCGGCAUCUUCAACAGCCAGGCUCAACCGCUGCUCAAGGCACAAAAACAUGGCGACACUAACAUCCAGAGCCACGGCACGCCGCGCCAGCGCCGAGUCGAACGCGAUCUCGAAAACGGUAACGAGUAUUACAGCUACAACAACUCGCCUCUUGCCCGCCGCCGGCCAAACAUAUGGCGCUUUCAAGAUGCAGCCCAGACGGUCAUAGACGAUAAUCGCCGUGCUCAGCUGCAGAAGGAACUGCUGCACGGCAUUGACCGCAUGGCCUUUGAGAAGUCCCGCAAGUCACAGGAAGAGAUUUCUCAAAUCAAAAAUAAGGGGGUGCGUGCGUACUACGAGGAACAGAACGAGCGCAUCAACGACUGGCUCGAGAUUGACGCCGUGGUCAUGGCUAUCGCCGACGACGUACUCGAGUCAAUGGAUCCCGACCCGGACCGUGACGGACACAUGGAGCGGCAGGGCGGCCUGCAUAAUGUGCACGGGCGCAUCAACGAGCUCCUGCCACUCGAGGUUCAGCAGAAGCGUGCCAAGGAGAAGAAGAAGGCCACCUGGGCUAUCAACAUCAACGUGCUUGCCAACAUACUUCUGGUGUUUGCCAAGAUCGUUGCCGUCUUCACAACCGGCUCCUUGUCCCUACUUGCCUCCUUGGUGGACUCGGUGCUCGAUUUACUUUGCACUGUCAUCAUUUGGACGACGACCAAGGUCGUUGGGUGGCGUCUCGACUCGCUUCAGAAACGUUUCCCGGUUGGACGUCGCCGACUCGAACCUUUGGGGAUCGUGGUUUUUUCCAUAAUCAUGGUGCUGUCGUUCAUGCAAAUCCUCAAAGAGUCGGUCGAAAAGCUGUUGCCCCUGGAGGGCCACGUCGAAGACCUCGGUUCCACUGCUGUCGGCUCGAUGUUGGCCACUAUUAUCCUCAAGGGACUGAUAGGACUUGGUUGCCUGCCCAUAAAAACGACCCAAGUUCAAGCUCUAGUCCAGGACUGCAAGACCGACGUCAUCUUCAACACGAUCUCCCUGUUGUUUCCCUUCAUUGGAGCCAAGGCCCACAUUUGGUGGCUCGAUCCUGCUGGGGCCGCUAUUCUGUCUCUCUAUAUCAUAUACGACUGGGGUAAGACGUGUUUUGAAAACAUUAUUCGCCUGUCGGGUGAAAUUGCCGACCGCCACACAUACCAAAAGCUCAUGUAUAUGGCAUACCGCUUCUCGCCUGUGGUCAUUGGCGUCAAGAAUAUUGUUGCGUAUCACUGCGGUGAUGGAGUCUGGGCAGAGUUCGACUUGCUGCUAGACGAGAACACGAGUCUGCGCAGGAGUCACGACAUCGCGGAAACGUUGCAAUACUGCGCCGAGGGCCUAGAGGAGAUCGAUAGAUGCUUUGUAACCACCGACUAUUCCUCUUCUGGUCCUGCCGGGCACGGACAUGCCAUUGAGUCUAGCUAG